Messenger RNA from Salvelinus fontinalis (brook trout), 3819 nucleotides. Its product is annotated as NACHT, LRR and PYD domains-containing protein 12-like. The coding region runs from base 35 to 3799 and encodes 1254 amino acids. The record is from RefSeq and is a predicted model, not a curated record. The transcript has 13 exons. Gene Ontology annotation, molecular function: protein binding. NCBI's taxonomy places the organism in Eukaryota, Metazoa, Chordata, Actinopteri, Salmoniformes, Salmonidae.
GGAUCCAUUUUGAGGACAGAGCAGAAAACGCAAUAUGGGGAGAAGAAAAAAAAAGAGGGGUCAGUGCUCUAAAAUGAGUCUCUCUGUGGAGAGAGAGGAGGGGGGCCCUGCCUCUAAAAUGCAUCUCUCUGGGGGACAUGACACCAAAGCUAAGAGUCCAAUCAAGAGGAAGAGACCAGCCUCCCCUGUUCCCAGCUGUGUGUCCAUGAAGAGUGACUGGUCUAUGAGACAUCCUCUACACUUUAGAGAGGGAGACUUUUCUACUGAACAAAGAAACCAACAGGAGAGAUCAGAGUCAGAGAUUCUCAGUGGUCAGUCUUCCCAGAGUCAUCAAACAGACCUGGCCUCCAUAUUCAGUUUGCUUGAAGAGAAUAUUUUGACAUUUGUGAAGAACGAGCUGAAGAUGUUCAAGAGGAUUCUUAGUCCAGAACUCCCAGAAGGCUUUGAGAGUCAGAAGCAGGAUAAGGAAGUGGUGGAUGCUGAAGAUGAGAAGCAGGAGAGCAGUGCCAGAGAGGGGGCUCUGAAGAUCACACUGCACGUCCUGAGGAAAAUGAACCAGAAGGAGCUUGCUGACACACUGGAGAAAUAUUCAGAUGAGCUUGCUGUGAUUUGCCAACGUGAACUCAAAUCUAAUCUAAAGAAGAAGUUUCAAUGUGUAUUUGAGGGGAUCGCUAAACAAGGAAACCCAACACUUCUCAAUAAGAUCUACACAGAGCUCUACAUCACAGAGGGUGGAACAGGAGAGGUCAAUAAUGAACAUGAGCUGAGACAGAUUGAGACAACAACCAGGAAACAAGCAAGACCAGAGACUGCAGUCAAAUGUAACGACAUCUUCAAACCAUUAACUGGACAAGACAAACUUAUCAGAACUGUGCUGACAAAGGGAGUCGCUGGCAUUGGAAAAACAGUCUCUGUGCAGAAGUUCAUUCUGGACUGGGCUGAAGGAAAAGCAAAUCAGGAUGUCCAAUUUGUAUUUUCAUUCCCUUUUCGGGAGCUGAAUUUGAUAAAAGAAAACAAACACACUUUCAUUGAACUUCUCAAUCACUUCUCAAUGGAAACCAAACAAUCAGGAAUCUCCAUCUACAACAAGUACAAAGUUCUGUUCAUCUUUGAUGGUCUGGAUGAGUGCCGACUGCCCCUAGACUUCCAGAAGAACAAGAUCUGUUGGGACGUCACAAAAUCAACCUCAGUGGAUGUUCUGCUGACAAAUCUCAUCAAGGGAAAUCUGCUUCCCUCUGCUCUCAUCUGGAUAACUACCCGACCUGCAGCAGCCAAUAAGAUCCCUUCAAUGUGUGUUGACCAGGUGACAGAGGUACGAGGCUUUAAUGACCCACAGAAGGAGGAGUACUUCAGGAAGAGAUUCAGUGAUGAGGACCUGGCCAGCAGAAUCAUCUCACACAUAAAGACAUCAAGGAGCCUCCACAUCAUGUGCCACAUUCCAGUCUUCUGUUGGAUUUCUGCAACUGUCCUUGAACACAUGCUGAAACAUAAGAGAGAAGAGAUGCCCAAGACUCUGACUGAGAUGUACACACACCUUGUGGUGUUUCAUACCAAACAGAAGAAUGAAAAGUAUCUUGGGAAUGAAGAGACAGGUCCACACUGGAAUAAAGAGAGCAUUCUGUCACUGGGAAAACUGGCUUUUCAACAGCUUGUGAAUGGCAAUCUGAUUUUCUAUGAAGGAGACCUGGAAGAGGCUGGCAUUGAUGUCAGUGAAGCCUCAGUGUACUCAGGAUUGUGCACACAGAUCUUUAAAGAGGAAUGUGUGCUGUACCAGGACAAGGUGUACUGCUUUGUUCAUCUGAGCAUUCAGGAGUUUCUGGCUGCUGUAUAUGUGUUCCUCUCAUUCAUCAACAACAAUGAGAAUCUAAUGGACAAACUGCAAACAAACAACAAGUCUGAAAUUACUUUCUACAAGAGUGCUGUGGAUAAAGCCUUACAAAGUGAGACGGGAAACCUGGACCUUUUCCUCCGCUUCCUUCUGGGCCUCUCACUGGAGUCCAAUCAGAAGCACUUACGAGGUCUAAUGACAAAGAAAAGAAGCAGCUCAAAGACCCAUGAUAGAACAGUCAAGUACAUCAAGGACAAGAUCGGGGAGAAUCUCUCUCCAGAGAGGAGCAUCAAUCUGUUCCACUGUCUGAAUGAACUGAAUGACCAUUCUCUAGUGGAGGAGAUCCAAAGCUACCUGAGCUCAGGAAGUCUCUCAAAACCCAACCUGUCACCUGCACAGUGGUCAGCUCUGGUCUUUGUGUUGCUGACUUCAGAAAAGGAGCUGGAUGUGUUUGACCUGAAGAAAUACUCCAGAUCAGAGGAAGGUCUUCUGAGGCUGCUGCCAGUGGUCAACGCCUCCAGAGCUGUUCUGCUGACAGGCUGUGGAGUCACAGAGGAAGGCUGUGCUUCUCUGGUCUCAGCUCUGGAGUCAAACCCCUCACACCUGAGAGAGCUGGAUCUGACUAACAAUGACCUGAAGGAUUCAGGAGUGAAGCUGCUCUCUGCUGGACUGGGGAAUCCCCACUGUAAACUGGAGACUUCAGGCUGUCUAGUCACAGAUGAAGGCUGUGUUUCUCUGGUCUCAGCUCUGAGGUCAAACCCCUCACACCUGAGAGAACUGGACCUGAGUAACAAUGACCUGAAGGAUUCAGGAGUGAAGCUGCUCUCUGCUGGACUGGGGAAUCCCCACUGUAAACUGGAGACUCUGAGGCUGUCAGGUUGUCUAGUCACAGAGGAAGGCUGUGCUUCUCUGGUCUCAGCUCUGAGGUCAAACCCCUCACACCUGAGAGAGCUGGACCUGAGCUACAAUCACCCAGGAGACUCAGGAGUCAUACUGCUCUCUGCUGGACUGGAGGAUCCAGACUGCAGACUGGAGAAACUCAAGCUGUCAGGCUGUGGAGUCACAGAGGAAGGCUGUGCUUCUCUGGUCUCAGUUCUCAGUUCAAACCCCUCACACCUGAGAGAGCUGGACCUGAGUAACAAUGACCUGAAGGAUUCAGGAGUGGAGCUGCUCUCUGCUGGACUGGGGAAUCCCCACUGUAAACUGGAGACUCUGAGGCUGUCAGGCUGUCUAGUCACAGAGGAAGGCUGUGCUUCUCUGGUCUCAGCUCUGGAGUCAAACCCCUCACACCUGAGAGAGCUGGACCUGAGCUACAAUCACCCAGGAGACUCAGGAGUCAGACUGCUCUCUGCUGGACUGGAGGAUCCACACUGCAGACUGGAGAAACUCAAUGUGGAACAUGGUGGAGAGAACAGAAUGAAACCUGGGCUUAGAAAAUAUGUCUGUGAUCUCACACUGGACCUAAACACAGUAAACAGACACCUCUCUCUGUCUGAGGAGAACAGAAAGGUGACAUGUAGGAGAGAGGAGCAGCCGUAUCCUGAUCACCCAGAGAGAUUUGAGGCCUGUGAACAGGUGUUGUGUAGAGAGGGUCUGACUGGGCGCUGUUACUGGGAGGCAGAGGAGAGGGGGAGAAGGGUUGAUAUAGGAGUGACAUAUAAAGGAAUCAACAGGAGAGGAGAGGUUAAUGACUGUUGUCUUGGAUGGAAUGACAAGUCCUGGAAUCUGUUCUGCUCUGACAACAGUUACUCUGCCAGGCACAAUAAGAAACCCACUACCAUAGAUGUCCCCUCCUCCAGCUCCCACAGAGUAGGAGUGUAUCUGGACUGGCCAGCCGGCACUCUGUCCUUCUAUAGAGCCUCCUCUGACACACUGACCCACCUGAUCACAUUCACCUCCACAUUCACUGAGCCCCUCUAUCCAGGGUUUAGUGUUUGGGAUGAUGGUGACUCAGUGUCCCUCUGUCAGUGACACACUGGACACAGACACAC